AUGGCCAAUCAAGAUCCUUCUUAUGGCAUCAUCGGGAGACUGCCGCUUGAGAUUCGAAUCAAAAUCUAUCGCUUCGCUGAUGUCUGUGGUGACUUUAUGCUCAUACCAUUAGCCAAAGCGGAUGUCAGUAUGUUCGACAGUUGGACGGGAACUCGCUCUCGACCGCCAAGCCCUAGUAUAAUGCGAGCCUCCAAAGCGAUUUUUGUGGAAGCUUUGAGAACACGCUAUCGAUUCAGCACUUUCGUCAUCUAUCUGUACAUCGACAUUCAGCAUCUCAAAAUAGUAUAUUACCAAACGCUAGAUAGAGACAUGAUGGAGGAAUAUUUGUCGAGGCAGAAUGCGCGUAUCUUGCAGUGGUGGGAUAGGACAAUCGGCAAUCUCAUACAUCGACUGCCCAGAAGAAAGACGUGCGCUAUCACAAGCGCUGGAUUCCGUGCGUGGAGAAUCGAUAAGAGGAUUCUAUUUUGUCCAAAUAUGAUACCAGGAUCAGCGCUUCUCAGCAAAGUAAGAGAGAUGACAGGCUUCAAAUCUAUUAGCCUUGAGAUGACUUCCUACCUCUCCUACGGCAUUAGUCAAAAAAAAAGCCCUUUCGGAGGUGCCUCGCAUGACCAACAUUCUGACGACUCAGACGAUUCGGACGAUUCUGGGGGCUCUGGCAACUCAUUUUUAAUAUUCGACAAAGAUCGUCAUUCAGGACCUGCUAUAUGUCAGUCACUCUUUGAAGCGGUCGCUCAAGAGUGCGGCUAUUCCAAGCACCAGGCAAAGAAGGCGACGCAGGUGACGCUGCUCAAAAAACACUUCAAAUUUCAGGGGAAGAUCGAGCUUCAACCUAGGCUCAAUCAAGCUAUUGGGAAGCCUCCACGUGCCCAGGCUAUCGGUUUGUGGCAUCAGGCUGGGUCUGAAAUCGAGCAUGUGCUCACCAAAAAACCCUGGAACUGGUCAUGGUCUAUUUACUAUCGUACCCUUAUGAGAUUGGCGGUGAAAAAUCUUGGCGAAGAGGCUUUUCGAAAAUGGGAUGACCCUGACAACUGA
Molecule: messenger RNA, 1032 nt
Organism: Bacidia gigantensis
Lineage: Eukaryota; Fungi; Ascomycota; Lecanoromycetes; Lecanorales; Ramalinaceae
Exons: 2
Coding region: 1-1032 (343 amino acids)
Source: RefSeq, a predicted model, not a curated record